CGCUCGGCACGAUUAACGAAAGACACAAAGCUCUCUGCGUUCUGUCACUUCGCGCUUUGCUAUUUCUUCUCUCCCUUCUUGUCCGUCAUCUUCUUCUCCUUCUUCUUCAGAGUGAGAGAGCUAAAAAUGGAUAAGACGUUGGCUCUGAGAUCGCUAUACCGGUCGCUUUGCUCCAGAUCUUACUGUGUCACCUCCGUCACCCACACCUUGCUCCUCCGCCGCCGCCGCCACCACCUCUACACCCACGAAGCUACUCGAAGCCUCUUCAGUCUCACAUCUCCGUCUCCCUGCGGCUCUCUCAACCUUCCCCGCUCCGGUUGCUUGUCUUCUGUUUCGAUAGCCAUCAGAAGCAAGCGGUUCUAUAGUGAAGAUGUAAGUCAUAUGCCAGUCAUAAAAGACCCUGAGCUUCACGGUGUCUUCAAGGAUUUAUUGGCUGCCAGUUGGGAUGAGCUUCCCAACUCUGUCGUCCAUGAUGUGAAGGCUGCAUUGUCUAAAAGCACUGAUGACACAGCUGGCAAGGAGGUCGUGGAAAAUGUUUUCCGUGCGGCCGAAGCAGUUGAGGAAUUUGGUGGUAUUCUUGUAACUUUGAAGAUGGAAAUUGAUGACUCAAUUGGACUGAGUGGUGAGGAUGUAAAGCCCUUGUCAGAUGAGCUUAAGAAUGCGCUUCAAACAGUUUACAAUCGCUACACCACCUAUUUGGAUGCAUUUGGGCCCAAUGAGACCUAUUUGCGGAAGAAAGUGGAGACAGAGUUGGGAACAAAGAUGAUACAUUUAAAGAUGAGAUGCAGUGGACUUGAUUCUGAGUGGGGAAAGAUCACAGUUCUUGGAACUUCAGGACUCUCUGGAUCAUAUGUUGAGCAUAGAGCUUAGACCCAUAGUUUUUGGGAAGUUCAAUGUUAAUUGCCAGAAAUGUGUUUAGGAUAAUGUUUUCACAAUGGAAACAGGCUGGUGUUGUAUUCUCUCCUUAAAAGCCAUUAAUGGUCGAGGUUAGAGGCAGUUAAAUAAGAGUUGAGUUAUGUUUGUCAAGUAAAAUGAAAGGAACAAUGUGGCAUCGUGUUUGUAAA
This is a messenger RNA of Juglans microcarpa x Juglans regia, 1064 nucleotides long. RefSeq names its product succinate dehydrogenase subunit 5, mitochondrial-like. The transcript has 4 exons. Lineage: Eukaryota; Viridiplantae; Streptophyta; Magnoliopsida; Fagales; Juglandaceae. Gene Ontology annotation, biological process: tricarboxylic acid cycle. The record is from RefSeq and is a predicted model, not a curated record. The coding region runs from base 127 to 870 and encodes 247 amino acids. Gene Ontology annotation, cellular component: respiratory chain complex II (succinate dehydrogenase).